Molecule: messenger RNA, 288 nt
Organism: Eruca vesicaria subsp. sativa (arugula)
Lineage: Eukaryota; Viridiplantae; Streptophyta; Magnoliopsida; Brassicales; Brassicaceae
Source: the annotation of a GenBank genome assembly
AUGAUGGGCCAAGAACUACUGAUUCCGAGUGACCUUCCUUUCGAAGCAAAACUCUUUAUCAUGACUUUCUUCUCGCCAAGGACAAAAGACGCGACAAGAUUGUUGAAGCAUAUCUUCGUGCGUGAAGAAGAAGGGUAUAAGAUAACACAGCCUUCUCCUGUGGAUGACAAUAUAGAAGCAAAUAUAGCGCAACUGGCGAACUUUGUCAAAAGCAUUGUUCCUAAAACGCAAAGCAUUCGUGUUCCUGCUGCUGUACAAAUCAUGCCUAACAAGACCAUCAUCGCCUAG